Messenger RNA from Arctia plantaginis, 5895 nucleotides. NCBI's taxonomy places the organism in Eukaryota, Metazoa, Arthropoda, Insecta, Lepidoptera, Erebidae. The record is from the annotation of a GenBank genome assembly.
AUGUUGUUGUUUAAGGCCGUGGUGCUGCCGCCAUUAGCGAGGUGGCCGUACGAGAACGGAUUCACUUUCACUACGUGGUUCCGGCUCGACCCCAUCAACUCAGUCAACAUCGAACGAGAGAAACCCUAUUUAUAUUGCUUCAAAACGAGUAAAGGCGUAGGCUAUACAGCUCACUUCGUAGGCAAUUGUCUAGUGCUCACGUCAAUGAAAGUACGAGGCAAGGGUUUCCAGCAUUGUGUCAAAUACGAGUUCCAACCCAGGAGGUGGUACGCGAUAGCAGUAGUGUACAUAUACAACAGAUGGACGAAGAGUGAGAUCAAAUGUUUGGUCAAUGGCCAGCUCGCAUCGAGCACAGAGAUGGCGUGGUUCGUCUCCACCAAUGACCCAUUCGACAAGUGCUACAUCGGUGCGACGGCGGAGUUGGAUGAGGAGCGAGUGUUCUGCGGGCAGAUGGCUGCCAUUUACCUGUUCGGAGAGGCCCUCACCACUCACCAGAUCUGUGCCAUGCAUAGGCUUGGUCCAGGGUAUAAGAGUCAGUUCAGAUUCGACAACGAAUGCAACAUCAGUUUACCGGAGAAUCAUAAAAGGGUGAGCGAGAUGACCGCUCCCAAGCUUGAAAACGCUGAUGCCCCUAAUCCCGAUCCCGAAACUCCUCCCCAACCUGUUGAGGUCCAGCCGCCUGAUGUAGCUUCUGCUGAGGAAGAUGUUGAGCCUACAGAAACAGAAGAAGCAUGCGUAGUAGUCAAGGAAGACGCGACACCUAGGGGACGGCGUAUGGCCGACGAAGCGCGCGAAGUGGCCGCUGCGCAUGCGUCCAUGCUCGUAGAUAUUGAAGCAUGCAAGCGUGGUCAGUUUCGCUUCGACGCCGAGUGUCGCACCCCGCUGCCGGACGGUGAGAUCAGAACGGACCGUUAUGGUGACCUCAUACACGAUCCAACGCAGAACAUUCAUGAUGUGUUGUACGAUGGAAAGCUAUCGUCAGCCAUAGUGUUCAUGUACAAUCCGGUGGCGACGGACGGUCAGCUCUGUUUGCAGUCUGCGCCCAAAGGCAACGUCUCAUACUUCGUGCACACACCACACGCGUUGAUGCUGCAGGAGGUAAAAGCGGUGGUGACACAUUCAAUACACAGCGCCUUGAACUCAAUCGGUGGAGUGCAGGUUCUGUUCCCGUUGUUCGCACAGUUGGAUCUUCAACACGAUGCACCUGCAACAGAUUCUAAAAGAGAUCCUAUGUUAUGCUCGAAGCUUUUGGGAUUCGUAUGUUCUCUCGUCGAAUCCUGCAGCACAGUCCAGCAGCAUAUGCUACAGUGCCGAGGAUUCCUGGUCAUCUCGCACAUGCUCCAACGAUGCAGUCGAGACCACCUGACUCCGGACACUCUAGCCUCUUUUCUUCAUCUCACGAAACACCUUGUAACGUGCUGUUCUCCUAAUUCCGAUCUCCUAUUAAAACAGCUUUUGGACCACAUACUGUUCAACCCUGCGUUGUGGAUCUACACUCCCGCCGCAGUACAGGCUCGGCUUUACUGCUAUCUUGCCACGGACUUUCUUGCCGACGCCCACAUUUACGGCAGUGUUAGACGAGUGAGCACGGUACUUCAGACCGUACAUACUCUCAAAUUUUACUACUGGGUUGUGAACCCUCGAGCUAAGAGUGGGAUUACGCCAAAAGGAUUAGACGGUCCUCGGCCAGCACACAAAGAUAUUCUAACGAUACGAGCGUACAUUCUUCUAUUCCUGAAGCAACUAAUAAUGAUCGGUAACGGUGUGAAAGAGGAUGAACUACAGUCGAUACUCAACUACCUUACCACUAUGCAUGAGGAUGAAAAUUUGCACGAUGUUCUACAAAUGUUAAUAUCUUUGAUGUCGGAACAUCCAAGCUCUAUGGUGCCAGCUUUCGACGCCAAGGGUGGAGUGAGGACAAUCUUCAAGCUGCUCGCUUCAGAAAGUCAACUAAUCAGGCUACAAGCUUUAAAACUACUCGGAUUUUUCUUGAGCAGAAGCACUCACAAACGCAAGUACGACGUGAUGUCCCCGCACAACCUGUACACGCUGCUGGCGACGCGGCUGGGCGCCAGCGGCGAGGGGCUGGCGCUGGCGGUCUACAACGCGCUCUACGAGCUGCUCACCGAGCACGUCGGCCAGCAGAUCCUCUACACCAGCCACCCCGAGCCGCAGCCACACUUCAGGCUCGAGAACCCUAUGAUAUUAAAGGUAGUGGCGACCCUCAUUAGACAAUCGAAGCAAACUGAACAGUUGCUGGAAGUGAAGAAAUUGUUCCUCUCCGACAUGACGCUGUUAUGUAGCAACAACCGGGAGAACAGACGGACAGUGUUGCAGAUGUCUGUGUGGCAGGAAUGGUUAAUAGCAAUGGCAUACAUCCAUCCCAAGAACGCUGAGGAACAGAAGAUUUCCGAUAUGGUGUACUCAUUGUUCAGAAUGUUGUUACACCACGCGAUUAAACACGAGUACGGCGGUUGGCGCGUGUGGGUCGACACGCUUGCCAUCGUGCACUCCAAGGUUUCAUAUGAAGAAUUCAAACUCCAAUUUGCUCAAAUGUACGAACAUUACGAACAGCGCCGCGCUGACAAUAUAACGGACCCUGCUGAGAGACAGCAACGUCCUAUCUCCACCAUAUCUGGUUGGGAACGCCAUGAACAACCUCCGCAAAGAAGGUUACAUCACGCGGCCCAAACUGAAAUAGGCACUGGGCUUUCUUUGAGAGAUGUUGAUAAUUGCCGCUGCGCUCCAAGAACAGAUGACAGUGAUGCUUGUAAACUUCACAGUCCAGCACCAGCAGAAACUCGUGAGGAUACUGAAGUCGAACAUGCCGUCGAUGAUGUUGAAUGCCCUGUAUCUCGAACUCCAGAAGAACCCAUUAAUACCCUACCGGAAACAGAAAUAACUAGCAGCAUAGUUGAUGAAAGUAGGUUAUUAUCAGAGCCAGAGUCGGGUGUCGGUACACUUGAACGAAGUGAUGAACCAAUGAGAAGGGGCAGCCUCGAUUAUAUUCCAGUAAGAGAUGUCGGAGAUAUAGUCGCGGCAGAAGAAAUUGAUGUUACAGAUCGGAGUGAAGGAAUUCCCUCAAGUAUUUCUGUGAGUGAAACAGCUAGUCCAGAAAGGGUCGCUGAGGCGAAUGCUGUCGAACGUGAGUCUGAACUUUCUGAUCCAUCGGAAUUGUAUCUAACUCCUAGCGAAGCAACGAGUCCACGACGAACACAAGAUAAGACUGAAAUUUUAAACGAAGACGAAAUUGGUGAUGAUGACCCUAAACACGUUGCUAUUAACAUUGUCAAUGAUGUUUUAAGUAUUGCAUUAGAAACCGUCAGAAUAAAGACUGACGAUGAUACUGAUUCUGGAGCAAUAUCAGGAGGGUUGCAUUCGGAAGGAAAUACGCCUAAUGGUCGUGAAGAUUUGGAACCAGAAAUAGAAGAGAUAGUAGAUGAAAAGCGAACUGCAGAAACGAUAGCCACUGAUCUAGUGAAUGAGUUAAUUGCAUCAGUUAUUUCAUCAAGUGAACAGAAUACUGAAAUUGUAACGGAUGAUAAGAGUCCGCAAAGGGUCAUACCUUCGGACCACCCCCACGAGGGUAACGUUCUACCAUUAGAUGGUGAAUUUUUAGUCAAUUCCAGAACCGAAGAGGCUGAGAAACUAGAUAUAGAAAAAACAGAUGAAGUUAAAGAGGAGACUGAGAAUAACGAAAGCCAAAGAGAUGAAAAAUCCGUUGAAGAAGCGGAGGAAGAUAAAGCCCCAGAAAACCCGCCUAUAUCAACGAUUAGUGAGAGCAUUCCAUUAGCUAAUAAGGACCAUGAUAGUGAAGAGGAAAGGAGUCAUGAAGAAAGAGAUAAAAGACGUGUGAGUCUGCCUGGUGAUAGUGAGAUGAAACAGGAUAGCAAUAGAGGAGAUGGUGUCGCCACGCAAGGGACGAACACUUCAGCGUCGCCUAAGAGGCCCAGAAGUGCUUCUACUAGUACACAAGUGGAUUCUAAUCAUUUUGAAACGAAGCGCCCAUCAAAAUGCUCCCGGCCGAUGUUCUCCCCGGGCCCUACGCGACCACCGUUCCGUAUCCCGGAGUUCCGCUGGUCCUAUAUUCACCAAAGGCUUCUGUCGGACGUCCUGUUCAGCUUAGAAACAGAUAUUCAAGUAUGGCGAAGUCACUCAACGAAAUCGGUGAUCGAUUUUGUGAACAGCAGCGAGAACGCAAUAUUCGUGGUAAACACCGUGCACCUGAUCAGCCAGCUCGCCGACAACCUGAUCAUUGCGUGCGGGGGACUGUUGCCACUGCUCGCCUCCGCUACUUCGCCAAAUAACGAGCUUGACGUGAUAGAGCCCACCCAAGGCAUGCCGGUGGAAGUGGCGGUGACGUUCCUGCAGCGGCUCGUCAGCAUGGCGGACGUGCUCAUAUUUGCCAGCGCGCUCAACUUCGCCGAGCUCGAGGCUGAGAAGAACAUGUCCAGUGGGGGGAUCCUCAGGCAGUGCUUGAGGCUGGUGUGCACGUGUGCCGUGCGCAAUUGUCUGGAGUGCAAGGAGCGCCAGCGCCUGGCCGCGGCGCGCGCCGCCACCCGCCCCAACAACGAACCCGAUCCUAAGAGUGUGGUGGCGAGUUUGGCAGACGCUUCUAGUCCGGUCAAGGAUCCUGAAAGGCUUCUACAGGAUAUGGAUGUCAACAGACUCAGAGCUGUUAUCUACAGAGACGUGGAGGAAACAAAACAAGCGCAAUUCUUGUCUCUGGCUAUCGUGUACUUCAUCUCGGUGCUGAUGGUGUCAAAAUACCGCGACAUCCUGGAGCCGCCGGCGCAUGCGCCGCCGGACUGCGCGCGGCGCCCGCACCACGCGCACGAUCACCACGAACACAAUGGAGAUGAUGUGGAAUACGCCAUGAUUGUCGUUGAUGAGAACAAUUCUACCAUUAAUGAUAUGGAUUCGCCGUCAAUGAAGGAGACGGAUGGCAACGAAGAGGGUGUUGCCAAAAUAGAGACGACCACUGACGAAUUGAAGCCAAAUUCUGGAGAGAAACCAAAGCCUAGUGAUAAGCCAGAACCUUCACCAGCCUCAGAGAAAGAAGAACCCUUAUUCAAGUCGAGUCUCCGAGUCAAAAUUCAGCCCAAACCAAAGAGCGUGGACUCGAUAGAGGACGCCGGUUCCUUCCACCUGAACUCCAACGAGACCACCAACAAUGACCCGGAGACAUCGAGUGAGAUCGCUCUAGAUGACAAUAAGCAUCCGGUUAGUAAUGAUGAGUCAUGGACCGAUGUGAACCUCAACGAAGAUGGUGAACGUGGACCUGCCACAAUCACGGGCAGAACGAGGGACCACGAAGGAAAUUUACAUGAGGAUAUUGAUAAACAAAUACAUAUGAGGAACUCGGAAGCACACCAUCACAUUCAACAGAGACAUCAGAACAGAAAUUUACAAGCGGCACAGAGACACCUACAUCCUGACAAUGAAACUCUAGCCGGUCUAAACGCAAUGAACACGUCAAUGUCAGCUGACGGCGUGUCUCGAGAAGCGUCUCUAACUCAUAAACUGGAGACAGCCCUGGGGCCGGUGUGUCCUCUGCUGCGCGAAAUAAUGCUGGACUUCGCCCCCUUCCUCUCGAAGACCCUCGUCGGUAGCCACGGACAGGAAUUGUUAAUGGAGGGUAAAGGUCUCCAAACCUUCAAAUCGAGUACAUCCGUAGUGGAGCUCGUCAUGUUGCUCUGUUCCCAAGAGUGGCAGAACUCCCUUCAGAAGCACGCGGGCCUUGCCUUCAUAGAGUUGAUCAACGAAGGACGCCUGCUCUCGCACGCCAUGAGGGACCACAUAGUGAGGGUGGCGAACGAAGCUGAGUUUAUAUUAAAUAGAAUGAGAGCUGAUGAUGUACUGAAGCAUGCAGAUUUUGAGGUACGUACCAUAUAA